AUGGGCAAGGACGACUAUGUGGCAACGGUCCUCGCAAGGACAGAUGUGCCCAAUGAGCUGCGGCCCUACUAUGAAAAGUUCGGCGAACUCCGAGACAAGCGACUCUGGUACCAGCUGACGCUGCAGAUAGAAGAGUUUCUUCGACACCCAGCGUCACAGCAGCGGCCGCUACAUAUCGACCUGUACGAACACUUUAUUCGUUCCUUUGCACAGCAUGUCAACCCACUGCGUCUUGCUAGUUUUGGCGUGAUUGUGUCGCGCCAGUACGAAGACGCUUCUGAGGCCAUGGCUUUCCUUCAAAAACUUGCCGGUGAAAGUGAUCAUCCCGACACACAAGAUGCGCAUGUGCUUCUCACCAUGGAGGCUGCUCACUUCCAGCUUCUUUUGAACGAUCUGAAUGGCACGAAAAGCGCCAUGGACAGAUGUGCCAAGCUGCUCGAUACAUUCGAAUCCGUCGAGCCCGUGGUCCAUGCCUCCUACUACCGCGUGUGUGGCAAUUACCAUAAGGCCAAGGCGGAAUACGCCGACUACUAUCGUAACUACCUGCUAUUCCUUGCGUGCAUCCAUGUCGACGCCGACAUGUCGAAAGGCGAGCAGGUACAGUGCGCGCACGAUUUGAGCAUUUCGGCGUUGUUAGGCGACACCAUCUACAACUUUGGCGAGCUGCUCCUGCACCCGAUUCUCACGACGCUCCAAGGAUCCGAUUUCGCUUGGAUCUCUGAUCUGCUGUAUGCUUUUAACGCCGGUGAUAUGGGCCGCUUUGAAGCGCUGCUCCCACGCCUGCCCAGUGAGCCCAUCCUGUAUGCUCAUGUGCCAUUCCUGCGCCAAAAAAUCUGCCUCAUGGCGCUGAUCGAAAGCAUUUUCCACCGGCCCACGUACGACCGCACGCUUUCGUUCAAAACGAUCGCGUCUGAGACUCGCAUACCCGUGGAUGAGGUGGAGCACCUCGUGAUGAAAGCUUUGUGCCUUGGUCUGAUUCGCGGCUCCAUUGACCAAGUGGAUCAGCUCGUGCAUAUUACCUGGGUCCAGCCGCGCGUCCUCGAUACCGCUCAGACUGAGGCACUUCUUCGUCGUCUUUCAGACUGGAGCGAUCAUGUCGAGCAAGUCGCCGAGUUUGUACAGAAGCAGUCGCCUGAGCUCUUUGUCCAUGCCCACUAG
Molecule: messenger RNA, 1158 nt
Organism: Malassezia globosa CBS 7966
Lineage: Eukaryota; Fungi; Basidiomycota; Malasseziomycetes; Malasseziales; Malasseziaceae
Exons: 1
Coding region: 1-1158 (385 amino acids)
Biological process (GO): ubiquitin-dependent protein catabolic process
Cellular component (GO): cytosol; proteasome regulatory particle, lid subcomplex; nucleus
Molecular function (GO): structural molecule activity
Source: RefSeq, a predicted model, not a curated record